AUGGCCGACGCCACCACAACCGCCGCGGCCUCUGCCGGCCCCGGCGCCAAGAAGCAAAUGAUCCUCAAUGCGUUUGUCAUGAACACCCCGGGCCACCAGGCUGCCGGUCUGUGGCACCACCCGACCAACCGCACCGACGAGUACAACACGCUGGGCUUCUGGACCGACCUGGCCAAGCUGCUCGACGACGCCGGCUUCCACGCCAUCUUCAUUGCCGACACGCUGGGCGCCUACGACGUCUACCGCGGGCCGGGCAACUUUGUGCCCGCGCUCGCGUCCGGCGCCCAGUUCCCCGUCAGCGACCCGCUGUACCUCGUGCCCGCGCUGGCCGCCGUUACCAAGCACCUGGUCAUUGGCGUCACGGCGAGCGUCACGUAUGAGCAGCCGUACGCGCUGGCGCGCCGCCUGUCGACGGUCGACCACUACGCCAACGGCCGCUUUGCGUGGAACAUUGUCACCAGCUACCUGGACAGCGCGGCCAAGAACCACGGGCUCGACGAGCAGAUCCCCCACGACGAGCGCUACGCGCGCGCCCACGAGUACCUCGAGGUGCUCUACAAGCUGUGGGAGGGCAGCUUCCGCGCGGACGCCGUGCUGGCCGACCGGGCGACGGGCGUCUACAUUGCCGACGACGCCGUGCAGAACAUUGCGCACGAGGGCACGUACUUUCGCGUGCCGGGGCCGCACUUUGUGGCGCCGUCGCCGCAGCGAACGCCCUUUUUGUUCCAGGCCGGCACGUCCGCCGCCGGCAACGGCUUUGGCGGCAAGCACGGCGAGGCCAUCUUCAUCAGCGCCCAGACGCCGCAGCUGCUGCGCCAGACGUCGGACAACAUCCGCGCCGUGGCGGCCAAGGAGGGCCGCCACCCGGACCACAUCAAGGUCAUUGCCGGCGUGCACCUUAUUGUGGGCAAGGACGACGCCGACGCCGCCGCCAAGGAGAAGGAGUUUCGGGCGUACUCCAACACCGAGGGCGCGCUGGCGCUGUUUGGCGGCUGGACCGGCGUCGACCUCAGCACGUACGACGACGACCAGGACUUCCGGCUCGCCGGCGACAACCCGCGCAUCCAGUCGCUGAUUGCGCGGUGGUCGGCCACCGUGCCCGGCACCGACAACCAGCCGUGGACGAAGCGGGCCAUUGUCGAGUUCCUGACGGUCGGCGGCCUCGGCAUCAAGUUUGUCGGCGGGCCGCAGACCGUGGCCGAUGCGCUCGAGCACUGGCUCGACGAGGGCGGCAUCGACGGGUUCAACCUGGCGCACGUCACGAACCCGGGCUCGUUUGAAGACAUCAUCGCCUACCUGCUGCCCGAACUGAGAAAACGGGGUCGGUUCCGCGGCGUCGACGACCCGGUGCCGGGCACGUCGGCCCGCGAGGUGUUCUUGGGCAACACCGAGCACACGUCGCCCGUGUCGCCGGCACACCUGCCGCCGGACCACCCCGGCAGCAAGUACACGUGGCACAAAGGACAGCCCGCUCCCAAGUUGAAUGAGAUUAAGCCGUAG
Molecule: messenger RNA, 1500 nt
Organism: Sporothrix brasiliensis 5110
Lineage: Eukaryota; Fungi; Ascomycota; Sordariomycetes; Ophiostomatales; Ophiostomataceae
Product: xenobiotic compound monooxygenase, DszA family
Exons: 1
Coding region: 1-1500 (499 amino acids)
Molecular function (GO): oxidoreductase activity, acting on paired donors, with incorporation or reduction of molecular oxygen; monooxygenase activity
Source: RefSeq, a predicted model, not a curated record